Pelmatolapia mariae (spotted tilapia) is the source of this 738-nucleotide messenger RNA. RefSeq names its product adaptor related protein complex 1 subunit sigma 3a (gene ap1s3a). The transcript is spliced from 4 exons. Gene Ontology annotation, biological process: vesicle-mediated transport; intracellular protein transport. Gene Ontology annotation, cellular component: intracellular membrane-bounded organelle; membrane coat; AP-1 adaptor complex. NCBI's taxonomy places the organism in Eukaryota, Metazoa, Chordata, Actinopteri, Cichliformes, Cichlidae. Gene Ontology annotation, molecular function: clathrin-cargo adaptor activity. The record is from RefSeq and is a predicted model, not a curated record. Bases 1 to 462 code for a protein of 153 amino acids.
AUGCGCUUUCUGUUGCUGUUCAGUCGACAGGGGAAGCUGCGACUGCAGAAAUGGUUCACGCCAUUAACAGACCGGGAGAAAAAGAAGGUGAUCCGGGACAUGAUGAUGCUAGUGUUGGCUCGUCCGCCACGUUCCUGCAACUUUCUCCAAUGGAGGGACCUCAAGAUAGUUUACAAGAGGUAUGCCAGCCUGUACUUCUGUGCUGGUCUGGAGGACAAGGAUAAUGAGCUGCUUGCCCUCGAGGUGCUGCACAGAUAUGUUGAGUUGCUGGAUAAAUACUUUGGAAACGUGUGUGAGCUGGACAUCAUUUUCAACUUCGAGAAGGCUUACUUCAUCCUGGAUGAGUUCCUCAUGGGAGGAGAGAUCUUAGAAACCUCCAAACUGGCCGUGGGUGUGUCUUUGGAGGAGGCCGACACACUCCAAGAGACGCUGGAAGAAUACAUGAGCAAACCUGCCUACUGAGCCAAGAGAGGACGGCGUAUGGUUCACAUUUGAAAGCAUAAAGCGAGAUGUUUAUCGCUUGGCAGUAAAGACUCUUUCAGGGUAGUGCUGUGGCCAUACAACAACCACAAACCUGGUGAUAUUUUGACUCAGGUGUGAAGAAUAGUAAUGAUGUUUGCAUCUGUAAGUGCCUUUGAAACCUCAUAUUUAUUAAUCUCAGGGUUUCCUGACAGGAGAAGUGAGUGAAAUGAGCCAAUAUCACCUUUUUCACUUAGUAUUAGUUGUUUUGUGACUUUA